GCGGCGGAGCGGCAUGCAUCUCGGCCUCGCGCAUAGCAGAUAGUCGCGACGCUCUGGGGUGCCUCACGUCCAGUCCAGCAUUCUUGUGCUGCCUGCCUGGUAGAAAUUGGGACAGGCCAGGAGGAGAUUGCUGCGAAGAGCAGGGUGUGAGAAGGACGAGAAACGUGCUGCUGUGACGAGAGCGAAAACACACCGCAUCGGGGGACGAAGCCACACGACACCAAUGGCAGAGCCAGAUGCGGCGGCCCUCCGGAAGGAGUUGGCCAUGGUCAAAGACAAGGCGAAGGCGUACAUCUCCAAGCUGAACGAGGAGAAAGCGGCGCUUGCGAAGGAGCUGCAAGACAAGUCCAACGUCCUGGCCGGGGUGAAAGAAAAGACCAAGGCGUACGUGGAGAAGCUCAAUAGGGACAAAACGGCGACGUUGGCGGUCCUCGAAGACCAGGUGAAGGACAGAGACGGGCGGUUGCUGCGGGCGGAGGAGCUGCUACAGGCGAAGCUAGCGGCCAAAGACGAGGAGCUCCAAGCGGCACAGGCGGAGGCAAAGACCCUACGGGACCAGGCCGAGUCAGCUGCGGCGGCGUCAGGCCACGACCCACAAGCAAACAGAGGCAGCGCCGGCGCUGAUUCACCGAGUGAGGAGGCCGUGGCGGCGGCGCGAGCCGCUGCCGAGGAAGAGAUGAAGUCUCUGAAGGGGGAGUUGCAGCGUGUGUCGGAGGCGUUGGAGGCAUGUGAAGCGUCCAGGACUGAGACCGAGACUCUUCUCGCCGAAACCAAGCAGGCAGCGGCGGAGGCCACCGAGAGGUUGACGGCCGCGGCGAGGGAGCGGGACGACGCCUUGGCUCGUGCGGAAACCCUGCAGGCCUCCCUGGAGGCAGCGGCCGCCGCUGCGGCCGCCGCUGAGAGCGCGGCGCGACAAAAGGCGGAGGAGGAACUGGAGGAGGCGGCGCAGUCCACGGCCGAAGGCCUUCGGGCGGAGCUGGCCAAAAGCGAGGCUGCUAGGGCGGAGGCCGGAACAGCCGCGGCGGAGUCCCUCGCCAAAGCGGUGGCGGAGGCAACCGAAGCGGCGGAGAAGGAAGCUAGCGCUGCAGCGGCGGCGGCGGCGGCACUACAAGAGUCGACGAUAGAAGAGCUGCGGUCGAAGCUGGCCGAGAGCGAGGCUGCGGAAAUGGAAGAGUCGGGGGACAAGGCGGAGGCGGCAGCGGCGGCGCUCUCGCAGGCUAAGGCUGGUAGGGCCGAAGCCGAGUCCGAGGCGGCGAGGCGGGAGGAAGCCCUUAGAGCGCAAGUGGUCGGUAUGGAAGCGGAGGUUGCCAGUCUUCGGGAAGAGCUUCGCGUUGCAGAGGAGGAAAAAGAAAUCGCGGCUGCGGCGGCAACGGCGGCGGAGAAGGACACGGACGGGACCGGGAGCUCGGCAGAAAGGUCGUGUGCGGCGAGCGGUGAACUGCCGGUAGCUGCAGUGGACAGCACCGACGGGGGUGCCGCAGAAGACGGUGCGGCGGCAGCGGCGGCGGUGGACACGAAGGAGGAGGUGGAUGCCCUGGUCGGUCGCGUGGCCGCCCUAGAGGAGGAGCUGGCAGCGUCGAAGCUCGCUUUGCACCGGCAGGAGGAGGAGGCGGCGGAAGCGGCAGCGGUGGCGGCGGCGGCGGCGGAGGAGAUGGAGGCAAUACGGGGACGUCUGCGGGUUGCGGAGCAGGAGACAGCGGACCUGUCGGCAGAGCUGUCGAGCGCAAAGGAAGCGGCAGCGGUGGCAGCGGCGGCGGCGGGUACGGAGGAGGACAUGGAGGCACUACGGGAACGUUUGCGGGUUGCGGAGCAGGAGAUAGCUGAGCUAUCGGCAGAGCUGUCGAACGAAAAGGAAGCGGCAGCGGCGGCGGCGGCGGCGGGUACGGAGGAGAUGGAGGCAAUUCGGGAACGUCUGCGGGUUGCGGAGCAGGAGACAGCUGAUGUUUCGGCAGAGCUGUCGAGUGAAAAGGAAGCGGCAGCGGCGGCAGCAGCGGCGGCAGUGGCGGCGCUAGAAGCGACACAAGCGGCGAAGGACCAAGAGACCGCUGAAGAGGCGGCGACGGCAAGCGCGGCGGCGGCGGCAUCGGAGGAGGCCCUCAGCGCCGCCCGGCGCGAGACCGAAAAGGCCUUGGAGGAUUCCGACAAGCAGGCCGAGGAGCUCUCGUCGAGGCUGAUGGGCGCCCUGGAGGAGCGUGAGGAGGGCCGGCGGCGCGAAGCCGCCGCUGCGAAGGAAGCCGGACGACUCCGGGAGGAGCUGGCGGAGGCCAUGGGGGAGCUCGACUUGGCGCGGGCCGAGGUGAAGCGCCGGGACGCCGCGGCGGACGAGAGCGCCAGCGAGUGGGCCCGCAGGGUUCAGGAGGUGGAGGGGAAGAUGGAGGCGGCGGAGGCAGGAGCUGUCGAGGCCGUCAAGGCUCUAGAGGACGCGCUGACGCAGCGGGAGCAGGAGGCGGAGCGGCUGACGGAGGAGGUGGCGGGGCUAAGGAAGGAGACGUCCCUCGUUAAGGCGGAGCUCGAGGCUAGGGGCGAGGCCUUGCGGCAGGCCAAGCUUGACCUGGCCUCCGUGUUGGAGGACUCCACCGCCACCGGCGCGAAGCUUUCGGAGGCGAGGUCGUCGCUGGAGAAGACGAAGGCGGCCCUCGUGGAGGCCGAGGCGAGGCUGGAGAGCGAGAGCGCCGCUAACGCCGGGCUCAAGGCCGCGGUCAUAGAGACGAACGAGACCGUGUCGAAGCGAGUGGACGUCCUCCGAGACGCUAUCGAGAAGGUGGAAGCGGAGCGAGACGCCGCCGCGGCAGACGUAGCUGCGAGCAAGACUCAGCUCCAAGCCCUUCAGGCCCAGGUGGCGUCCCUGCUGAAAGAGAACGCUGGUGCGAAGACGGAGGCCGGGCUGAGGGUGGGCGACCUGCAGCAGCGGUUAGCGGCGGCGCAGGACGAGCUUGGUCGAGAGAAGGAGGCGAUCGCCGAAAGAAAGAAAGAGAUGCAGGCUUAUGCAGAGGCGAUGGCAAGGGAGGGAGAAACUCUCCGGACUGCCACUAAGGAAGCGCAGGCCAUCGCGGCAAGGGCUACGGCAGCCGAAAGCGAGAGCAAGUCCAUCGUGGCGCUCGUGAGGCGGGAGGGGGAGGCGACGGCGUCCAGCCUGAGGCAGGCGCUGGAGAAGCAGGCGGCUGAGGCCAGCCGCGCCGUGGCAGCACUUGAGGAGCGGAACGCCGCUCUCGAAUCCGAAACUUCAAGGUUGCAGCAUCUCAUGAUGACCGAGACUGGCGAGAGGGAGGAAAAGGCACAGGGGCUCGAACAAAGCCUGGUGACAAAGAUCGAGGAGGCCAACCUCCACAAGAAGAAGCGGCUGGAGGCGCGGUCGAUGAUGAUCUCCCUCGACAAGACGCUGGAGGCCGAGAGGGACGGGCACAAGGCGGUCGGCCACGCCCUGCAGUACAAGCUUGUGCCCAAGGCCAUCGACCAGGCGACAGUGCUAGAGCGGGUGGUGAUGACGGCGGAGCUGUCGGUGCACCGCCUGUCGAGGGCCGGGGGCGUUAGGCUAGCUACCAACCUACAGGCGGCCCAAUCAAGCCUGGCGCGGCUUCGGGGGAGAGUGGCGGGUGCCGACGAACCUCCGGUCGCUUGGCACCAGCGUCAGUCCUCCGAUUUGUCCAGGGUAGCUCUCAUGGGCGGCAGCGGCGGCGCCAGCAGCAUGAUCGGCGGGGGGCCUGAGGACGCGAACUCGAGUGUCAUAUCGGACAGAUUGGACUCGCCUUCCGGCUCGGCGGCGAGCGGAGACCAGGGGGGGGGUCCUGGCUUCUGGCGGGGGUCCAGCAGGCUUGGGAAUCAGACGCCCAAGGACUCGAUCUACUUGGAGAGAGUGCGGCGUUUGGAGUCGGAGAUGGAACGGGUGUCCUCUGGACUAGCGCUUGUUUCCCAGAGCGUGGAGCAGCUGUCGGAGCUGGUGGAGGUGCAAGCUAGCUUGUGUGGCGGCCUCUCCGUGCUCUGCUGUUCGUCUCGCCGUGCUGGCGUUGGCGCUGCCGCGACGACGAGCGGCGGGAGGAGGAUGAGGGCGGGAGGCGGGGGAGGCCCCGCGUACUCGACCCUCGAAAUGGGCAGCCGGCGCCUGGUGGAAGGAGGAGAGUCGGAGAGCGAUGCCGCAACGCCCGUGUCGGAUGACUUAAGCCGACCCGGCAAGAGUGUUCCCGGCGACAAGGCUGUCGUGCGAUAGACAACACUGAAUGGGUGGGUUUGGUAGAUUGGGGUGCCUUCGUGUCCUCGUUCCGGAUGACUUCCGCUCCACAUGGUAGUUCGGGGGGUGUUUUAGGCGUUGUUGCGGGGUUUGCCGUUCGAAGAGCUGGCAACGAGGCUCCUCUUUUGCCUGGGGGCGAUUUUUCGUCCGGCGGCACGCUGAUUCAUUGUUGAGUGAUUUUGCGAUGCAAGACUUAAUAGUCUACGGCCCGUACAUUCGUGUGGCAGAUGCUCUGCUCCUCGGUGCUCACCAUCUGUUCGGCCGCCCGUUUUGGUGGUGCUGCUGUAUUUAGUAUUAAUCGGUAGUGUUUGGGUAUGCGGCGCGGGAGGACAUGCCCGCCGCAUGAUGCUUCGGGGCCGGAAUACCUUUCGCGUGGAAGGGUAUUUUCAAUUGGCACCCCUUCUUUCGUUUCUGGGAGUGCCCGGUGUGACGCCGGUGAUAAGGGCGACGAUUGGCUACGUGGUGAUGGCUGUUUGGCGAGGGGGAUGCCUUUCAUUCGUGCGGUAGAUGUGUGUAUGUACGUGUGCGGUUUGUUGUCCGAAAAGUGGAGAGGGUACAUUGCCCGUGAACCACUCGGUGGAGGGAGUGUUCCGGAAACAUUCGAGACAUAAAAGGGGCAAUGAACAGAGAAGAUUGAACGGUUGGAGUUCUUCGGCUACACUUUGCCCCGACAUUCAUUGUCUCUCUUCACGAUGACUCUUCUCAGCUAGUCUAGACUGUGUCUGCGGUCUCUCUUCGCAAUGAAUCUUCUCAACUCGUCUAGUCUUGUGUCUGCACUAGCCGCCUACUUCCAUGUUCAAGCCACGCAGUAGUUUAAGCUGAAAAUC
This is a messenger RNA of Ectocarpus sp. CCAP 1310/34, 5052 nucleotides long. The record is from the annotation of a GenBank genome assembly. NCBI's taxonomy places the organism in Eukaryota, Phaeophyceae, Ectocarpales, Ectocarpaceae.